UAAUUUGUGUUACCAAAUCUGCAAAAAGGAUCAUUAUAAGGUUUUAAUUAUAAAUCUAUGCUUAUUUCACAGACCGGUGACUUCAUAGUUCUACGUUCGGAUUUGGUCAACGAUUGGCCUAUCAUUUGGCAAGUGGAUACCCAAUGCAUUCUACAAAAAUACGAACCGUUUUGCCAAAAUGGCAAAAUGUUCUAUCGUAACAUGUCCAUGUAUUCGUCUUGGAAUCUCGAUUCUAAGAAGCUAUACGUUAAGGCGCCCGUGCGCAUACAGGUACAAUCGCACAAAGAGACUAUCGUGGAAUUUAUGCGAUCCGAGUUGCUAGCCGACGAUACUGAACAAUUUAUUGAGAAAAUCAUGGAAGACUUUUUGCGUUAUCGUGAUAACUUUGAAAUUUAUAUUCAAACAAUGAUAUCGCAAGUGCUUGAUCCCAGCUUUUUCUUGGAAAUAACUAGAGAAAAAGAUGAAUACUUUUUGGGCAGCGUCCGCAUCAUCGACAGCAUAAUGGACAAUUGCAAGCGUAAGUUACUUUCUAUUACGCCUUGGACGCGCAGUAUUAUUGUUUCGAUUGAAACAUAUCCCAAAUGUCAUGUAUUCACUGAAUGGGGUCAAAAUAAUUUGACCCAAAAGAAUUGUGGAGGCUGUCAUCAACCAGGCAUAUCAGUACGUUUUCUACUUUUCGGCAAUCCUUAUCAUGCCAACACUAUGCAGCCGGUCCCAGUUGAUACACGUUUGGCUUGUGAGAAGGAUAUACUUUUAUGCCGCAUUUGUGCUGCUCGCGCCGACAUUUUCCACAAGAUUGCUCAUGAGAAGUUUAAUUUGUAUAUACAUUGUUCGAGACGUGUUGCUGAGCAACAACAAGAAUAUCCUGGUAAAUCUUCUACGGAAAUUUUGAAUGAUCUACUCGCCGAACACAACUGGGUGGAUGAGCUAUUCCGCAACAUGCGCAACUCGUGGGCCGAGGUUGAAAGCUUAGAGCGUCAAAAACGUUUUCGCGAAGUUUCACAAUAAAAUGAACACGGUUAAGGCAUGCUAAUAAUUUACAUUAUUGUCUUUGGAAUUGGUGCUCACGUUCUGGCCGAGUUCAGAAUAAAUAUGCCGUGCAAUAAGUAGCCCAGCAAACAGCUAACGAAAUUCCUUAAAAACUCUAAUUACGCAAGCAAAACUAAAUGAUUAAAAUUACUACAUACAAAACAAAAAUUGAACGACAAAAAAUAUUCUUUUACAAACUGUUAUAAGCGCGUAAAAUGCAACAUACAACAUUUUUGUGCAAGCUAUAGAACAGUUCAGCUAAGCUAAAUACAAAUAUAUACAUACACAUAUAAUAGCAGUUGCUAAGUACAUAUAU
This is a messenger RNA of Rhagoletis zephyria (snowberry fruit fly), 1345 nucleotides long. RefSeq names its product coiled-coil domain-containing protein 82-like. The record is from RefSeq and is a predicted model, not a curated record. Lineage: Eukaryota; Metazoa; Arthropoda; Insecta; Diptera; Tephritidae. Gene Ontology annotation, cellular component: nucleus.